Messenger RNA from Cephus cinctus (wheat stem sawfly), 2597 nucleotides. Its product is annotated as protein eva-1 homolog C. The transcript is spliced from 7 exons. NCBI's taxonomy places the organism in Eukaryota, Metazoa, Arthropoda, Insecta, Hymenoptera, Cephidae. Gene Ontology annotation, molecular function: carbohydrate binding. Bases 822 to 2006 code for a protein of 394 amino acids. The record is from RefSeq and is a predicted model, not a curated record.
GUAUCCUGAAAAAAAUUGAACGGCCACGAUUAUUUACUAUCGAUGCAAGUCCAUUUAGUGUUUCGUUACAUUUGAUAAUUCCAUGUGAACGGAAUAGGGUCUAACUUUAUAUUUCAUAAUUGUACAUACGGUUCGGUAAUGUUAUUACUAAAAACGCGUUGACGGGUCAAAACGAAGUUUAUCCACCAAUUAAAAUAUUGGUGAUUAUUCAAGUUGCUGUGGCAUUUAUCCCAGGAGUGAAAUCUCUCGAGUGACGCAUUCCAUCAUAGCUAAUUAUCAAAGUGAGAGGAAUUUGGGCGAGAAGAUUAAUUUGAAGAAAAUAUAAAUAGACGUAGAUUCGUCAUUGGUUUAAUUUUCACGGAACGUAAACGAAAUUCCUGUUAAACUCUUUUGGUCGAUCGACACGGGAGGAAUCGCUUUGUUCGCGGCUACCUUUACGGUAAUACUGAUAAUAUCUAAUACUGAUCCAUUUUACUGAUCGUACGAGUGAGAGAGAUCUUUCAUUUCCUGGAAUAAGAAGCCCUGUGUACCUCGACAUCGGGAGGAGAAGAAUAUCAAGAGAGUAUCGAAUUGAUUGGAUGAAUUUAAUUAAAAGUAUAAGGAAGGGAGAGAGAGACUAAAGUAUUUAAACUAUAUGAAAUUUAUUAUGGAAUGAAAUAUCAAUGUAAAUGAUCUUAUUAAAUGUACAAGAAUAGCUCGAGUCAAACUUUAGUGGAUAAUAUAAAUGGUAAAUGGUUAAUCCUCAAUGUAAUCUCGUUUCCGUAACGUCUCCAUAAUUCUCCAAUGUUAUUGCGAGAGACAAGUGAAUUCUUUGUGCAAGCAUGUGCUGGAAAUUCGCAGCGAUUUGCAUAAUGGCUCACCUCGCGAACCAGGUCCGCGCCGAUCUGGAUUACAUGGCAUUACUGUCCGAGACUCUAGAGACGCAUCAUCGCCUCGAGUGCACCAGGUACUUGGAGACGGGCUCUAUCGCUUUACAAUGUCCUCAAGGUACCACGAUAAGAAUCACCCAGGCCCACUACACGGACUCUCCCGAUAUGCUUUCUCAAACGUCCUGCUUGUAUCCGGUUACGGAGAAACACAAUGACUUGAUGGUACGGAAUUGCAGCAACGUCGUCAAGAUGCUGGAACAGUACUCUCUGCUGCAAACUGUUGUGGAGAAUUGUCAAAAUAAAGGACAGUGCGAAGUCACCAGGAGUCAGAUCCUUAAAGACGGAUCGUGCACGGAUUAUCUAUUUCGUGAAGGACCUCUAUUCAUUGAAUUAGCCUACAAGUGCGGACCCUUUGAAUUUCGAAGCAUCGUGGGCUGUGAUAAAGAGAACAUCACUCUUUCCUGUAAUCCUGGAAGUCGUGUCGCCGUUUACAGUGCUGCAUACGGUAGAAUAAAAUACCAGGAUUUUCGCUGUCCUCAGCCCCGCGAAGUGCCUCAAGAAACGUGCAUCAUUGAGAGCGGAACCAAGAGUCUUCAAGAAGUUUGCCACGGUCGCAAAAGCUGUAACAUAACAGUGACUCCUGAAUUAUUCGUGAGAUCAAAGGACAAAAAUCCUUGCGAGCACGAUAACACAAAACCGUACCUCACCGUAGCAUACACUUGCGAAGGUGCUGCUGGACAUGCACCUCAGGAUAGGGAUGAACACGAGAGUAUGUUUUACGUCCUUGCUGGUGUCUGUUCCGGAAUCCUAGUUGCGCUUGGCAUGAUUCUUGCCAAACUGGUGUUUCAUCAAUUUCAAGGACGUAGAAAUCGUCACAGGGAGCUACAUGCAUCCAGGACGAAAUAUCAAGACGACAUAACCGCUAUCGAGGCAAAUUUGGAUCUGACUUCAACAUCUACCAUACAAAAGAAAAGGAAUGUUCCCCAUGUCGUGGAGGAUACCAUCCUUAACAGGAGAGACUCGCAGUACCCUUCAAAGCCGACCGGAUCUCCAGGAGGAUUCCACGAGACCAGUCUGGCCUGUACGGAGUCUAGGUCGAAUCCCAUGAGAGGACAGUCAUUCUAUGAACCCGCGUGACAUCCGAAAAGUGGCCGCCUUCCUGAUCUUCAUCCGGUGGGAGUGAUCUACGUCGCAUCUAACGACGGUAGUACGGAUGAUGCACCCGGAACUGACACACCGGAGAAGCUCGAAGGUCGUCACGCGAAUAGGAUACCCAGAAAUGUAGACAGCAUAGCCGACGAGUCCGGCAAAUGUUCUAGGAUCUAUUGUUUUUGAACGACUGAGUAACUUCUUUUUUACAGGAAUUUAUAAAAGUAAAAGGAGCUUCUCUGCAUAUUGCUACUACCACUUUGUUUCUUUUUUGGAUCCCUUUGCCUGUUAAACGAAUUAAGAUGGUCCAAUAUAUCGUCCAGAAGACGUUUUCGUACCUACUUUUGUACAGACUUUGGCAUAGGGGAGUAAUAAUAGCAGGAGAAGUCCUUGUUCAUACUAAAAUAUAGUUGGAAUUCAUCCAGGACUCCAUCAAGAGAAUUUUCAAAGGGGGACUAAAAACAUAACGGAAUGUAUUCCUAAGAUACAUAAAUGUAAUAUACCGUGUAAUAUUUAUGAAAAGUUUGUAAAUACUCAAUGGUUCGUCGUUCGACAAAAUAAAUGCUGUGUGUAACGGAU